ACCAUGACGCUACUGAAUUGAAGGGGCGCUUCGGUAGCGUGGCCUUUUCAGGAGGAGUUCCCGAAAUCCCGAGACCCUAUUGGCUGCAGUCUCCCAGUAGAUUGGGCGAGCUUUGUCUGAAGUAAACAUCGAGCAGAGGACUGUGGAGUAUGAACCCUGUCAAGAAGCCCACCUGCAACGGACACUAAGUUUACACCCCGGCGAGUAAAAUGGCAUCGUGUGAAGAUCCUUCCAGCUGCAGGCCUGAGCAAGGGGUGGAGUUUAUUGACCUCCUGGAGGAAAGGAGGCAGGGCAGUGACAUAGGCCACGCCUUCCGGACAUUUAACCCCUCCCCCUACAGACAAUCCCCAACCCUGACAGCAAGUGCCCUCAACAGGAUCGUACUGGAAUCACAGUAUCUACGAUAUGUAACACAAGAGGUGGCCACGGAGACUGGUGACAGUGUGGAUCUGGUGAGAGAGGAAGCUUCUCGAAUCAUGGAGGAGAUGAGUCAGAACCUUCAGCUGGGAUUCGUCAGACUGCUGGGUUUUGCCCUCAGUAAAGUCUUCAAGAGACUGUUCAGCCACAUCAAUGUCAACCCAGAGGGUCUCAACAGGCUCCAACAGGCCAUUCAGGAGUCUCCAGUGAUCCUGAUGCCCAAUCACAGGAGUUAUGUGGACUUCCUGGUUCUCUCUUACAUCCUGUUCACCUAUGACCUGCCCAUACCCGUCAUAGCUGCUGGAAUCCCUCUGAUGGACAUGAAGAUGAUAGGAGAGGUAUUUCGUCGUUCCGGCGCUUUCUUCAUCAGGAGGGCAAUUGGGACGGAUAAGCUGUACUGGGCUGUCCUCUCUGAAUACGUCAAAACCAUUGUCAAGACAAGAUAUGCUCCGCUGGAGUUCUAUGUGGAAGGACUGAGGAGCAGGACGCUGAAGUCCCUCACACCCAAGUUAGGUAUGAUGCACAUGGUUCUGGAGCCGUUCUUUAAAGGAGAGGUGUAUGACACCAUGCUAAUGCCCAUCAGUAUCAGCUAUGACCGGGUCCUUGAGGAGUCGCUGCUGGCCCAUGAACUCCUAGGCGUCCCCAAGCCCAAAGAAACCACCAUGGGCCUGUUAAAAGCCAGACAGGUGCUCGAUGAGGACUAUGGUAGUAUGCAUGUGUACUUCGGCACGCCGUUGUCCAUCAGGAAGCUGAGUCAGGGGAGGGUGGACCGCUGCCAUUACAAUCUCAUUCCCAGAGACCUUCCCCAGAGACCCAGUGCUGAGACCCAGGUGUGUGUGAGCUGGCUCGCUCAGCAUGUCAUACGUGUCCAGGAACAGGGCACGGUCCUCAGCCCCUGGUCCCUCAUAGCCUGCCUACUCCUCCAGGACCUUCAGGAGUCUCACUCAGUCCCACCAGGACGAGAACCAGAGACAGGCCUGGCAUUGGACCUGCUCACCCAGAGAACACUGUGGCUUAAAGGGCUGGCGCUCCACUUCGGCGCUCGCCUGGACUGGCCUGAGAAACUUCCUGACCACCAGGUGAUGUCAUCUAGCAUUGCCCGGCAUCAAUCUGUGAUUCGCUGUAACCAGGGGCGUGUCGUAUUUCUGGAGGAGGAGGAGGGAUAUAUGGGGUUUGGGCUUCCUAAAGGGGAGGAGAGUGUGUUCAGGAGGGCGGGGCCGGUGCUUAUGGCUGCAGCCUAUAGGAACCAGGCAUUACACCUGUUUGUCCGUCCAGCCAUGGUGGUCCUGGCCGUGCACGCUACAUCCAGCUCACAGAGAGAGGAUGUCUACAGCUACUUCAGGUUCCUCCUAGACCUCUUCUCCAAUGAGUUUGUCUUUAUCACAGACAGGUCCUACAAGGACUUUGAGGAGUCAUGCUCUUCACUCAGGGAAUGUGGAGCUAUCCAGACCAGCCAACAGGAAGUGACAUCACCAGAAAAGGGUCAGAAGACUACUUCCUUCCUGCGAGCCCUAUUGCAGCCCUUCAUAGACACCUACCAGGUGGUGUUCAGUCACUUAUGUGAGGAGAGUGUUGAGGUGUUCACUGAGAAACAGAUGGUUCCUGCUGUCCGUAGCCUAGCGACCAAACUCCUCCUCUCAGGAGAGUUGAGGUCUUACGAAGCACUGUCAUCAGACACCCUGAAGAAUGUCCUCUCAGCACUACUGAGGCUGGGCGCCGUGACUCGGCUCAGAACUGCGGAGCAGAGUGAGUUCAGAGCCCACAAGCCAGCCAUAAGGAGAAUAGCAGAUACGCUGAUGGGCAGAAUUACCCCCCCGCUGGUUCAGACUGUCCCUGGCCCCAGACUGUGACCCCACUACCUGCCAUUACCCCAGACAGACUACACUGGGCCUGUAGCGCUGAUCUAGGACCAAGUCACCUCUGUCCUUGAUAAUCUUCAUAAUUCGGACCUUGCAUCAGGUCGUUCUUGAUUAUUUUACUAACUCUGUUUCAGGAUUAGGUCUCCGUCUUUCCAUUUUAGGUCAUAUUAAUAAUAAUGAUCUAAAAGGCCAAACUGACCCUAGGUCAGUGGUCGUUCUCUCUGGGAAACUUCAUAGAAACAGCUCUCUCUGUGUUUGUGUUCACUGGGGAGGUUUGAGGGCGGGAUCUCUCUGCUGCUCAGCGUCAUCUGACAUCUAGUCUAUGGCACUGUAACAACGGGAAUGCUAGGACCUCGUGCACUUCUGACCUCACAUAGGCCUGUCCAGGUCUCCUUAAAUAAUGGUUUGGGUUUGGUGGCCGUAGAGAAAGAUUGAGAGAUUUUUUUGUAGUGUUGAGGUGUUUGUCUUCUGAAGACCACUAGGUGGCAGUCUAACCACUGAGUAAAUACAGUAUUGUAGUUGUCAAGAUUAAUGUAAUGAAUCAUAUAUGCAAUAACCUAUAAGAGAUGCAAUGUUUGAAUUGGAUUGUUUUAGACAAUUUUUUUAUUUGAUUUCAAGAUGUGAGUUCUUUAAUAAAAAUCAAUUUCACAUCAUA
Esox lucius (northern pike) is the source of this 2931-nucleotide messenger RNA. It is a transcript of the gene gnpat2, whose product is annotated as dihydroxyacetone phosphate acyltransferase. Gene Ontology annotation, biological process: ether lipid biosynthetic process. The record is from RefSeq and is a predicted model, not a curated record. Gene Ontology annotation, cellular component: peroxisomal membrane; mitochondrial membrane. NCBI's taxonomy places the organism in Eukaryota, Metazoa, Chordata, Actinopteri, Esociformes, Esocidae. The transcript has 17 exons. The coding region runs from base 210 to 2267 and encodes 685 amino acids. Gene Ontology annotation, molecular function: glycerone-phosphate O-acyltransferase activity.